Ipomoea nil (Japanese morning glory) is the source of this 576-nucleotide messenger RNA. RefSeq lists its product as uncharacterized. The record is from RefSeq and is a predicted model, not a curated record. Lineage: Eukaryota; Viridiplantae; Streptophyta; Magnoliopsida; Solanales; Convolvulaceae. Bases 1 to 576 code for a protein of 191 amino acids. The transcript has a single exon.
AUGUAUGAGGAAUUCCUCCACCUAAAACAGGAAAUGGCCACGGUCAUGGAGUACCACAAUCGAUUUCUUGAACUAGCUCGUUUCACGCCUGAAUUGGUGCCUACAGAGACGACCAAGAUAGAGAAGUUUGUGACAGGCUUCAACUUCGAAACUCGAAAGGCUCUAAUCGUAAGUAAACCCAGAACCCUUAACGAGGCCUACACCAGGGCCGCCAAACUCUACCGGAUCCAAAUUCUACAACGAGGAGUUCAGGAACAGACCCGCAAGAGGAAUACCGGAAGUGGGGGACCGCCUGUGAAAACAGCAAGAAACGACGCUAACACAAGGACGGUUAACCCACCUAAUCAAGGAUCGUCCAUAAGGAACAACGAACACAACGUAAGACCAUUCCUUUGCAGAAGAUGCAAUAAGGACCAUAGGGGCAAGGACUGCAUCGGAAACGCCCUGCAAUGCUUCAACUACGGGGGAGAAGGACAUAAGGCCUUCCGGUGCACUCAAUCCCCAAGCGCACGACCUACGGUCAUGGCCCAACAAGGAAACGCAAAUAACCGGGGGAAUUAUGGGGCCCUUGGAUAG